UUAAGGAUGUGCUUGAUCUUCAUACCGUGAGAAACGCGAUGGGAGCAGUGGAUAUUUUGUUUUUACAAUGUUUGAAAGAUCUGAAGCAGCUGAAAGGAGAGGUACAUUUUUGUGUUUUUCAGGGCUGCAAAAAAUACUUCAUUUUCUGGGACUGCAAGGCCAACGAAAAAAAUUCCUCUGCAAGUAAACAACUGGCAAUCGUAUGUUUUUCUAAAUUUCACCGGUACUGGUUGGUCUUUGUUUGUGGAUGAGUAGUGUAGCACUUUAGGCUGGUAACCACCAAAAUCCAAACUAGACUAAUAAGUAAUUAUUGGAUGAGGCUGAGCAUGAUAUCAACAAUUAUUCAAACCGAGGUCAAUGUUAUCUGCCGAAGCGAAGCUGAGGCGGAUAACAUAGACCCAGGUCUGAAUAAUUCUUGAUAUCAUGCGAAAGCCGAAUCCAAUAAUUGUUUUAUUAUACAUUUAAAGACAUGAGAAACGUAUAAAACGAUUCCUGUUCAUGAGGUAGGAAAAGUAAAAUUUGAAUAUCAAACACCUUGCACAAAGUCAAAGAUCAGCUAAAUAUUCUAUUUCUACUUCUAUUUACCCCUUUGUGGCUUUUUUCGUGCUUUCACUAUCCUUAUCUGCAUGCCAGUAAUUUGGAGAGUUCACUUUCAUUCAGCGAAGCAAAUCUGCUGUAGGCCAUUGUUUAUUUGUUUUUUCGCGCGUUUAUAGGUUCAAGCUUUAGGCCGCGCAAGGGUUUGGGCACGAGAGAGUCCAAUAAUUUUUUUUGGAUGCAUGUUCGAUCCAAAAAAACAAUUAUUGGACGCUGAUGACCUCAUCGGCGGAAAAUACGUAAAAAUGCCGAAUACUGAAAAUUAGCCGGUGCUUUCUGCAGACCAAUUAAAAACGAGAAUACAUAUUAAAUGUAUAAUAAGCUCUAUUAAAGUCUAUUACACUUCAUAUUUUUCUGCCAACCCCAAACAUUUUUUGGGGUCCCAUGGUCCGCUAUAUUUUGCAGCCCUGGUGGAUUUGUCAUGCUUUUAUGAAUCAUUCUACAUCCAUUAUUUCUCCUGCUAUACCUUUCCAUGUUUCAUUUAGGACUGGCUCCUGGAGUUAUUUAACAACAGUAUAGUGAACUUGGCGACCACAUUGGCAGGUAGGAUGAAAUCACGCUUUCCUUUUUAAUAUCUGUUUUAAGAUACGUUUACACAAUGAUUAGGGAAGCCUCAGACAUCGAUUUUGUCCACGAGAAACGUGAUAUGGGGUUACAUAUGGGGUUACAGCUGUGACGUUUCUCUGUAAAACAUCAUGGAAAAAUUCGAUACUUUAUUCGAAAGCCUUAAUAUUUCGGAAUCAUCUUUGCAGAUUAUAGAAAAGAAAACGUGAUACACCAGUCUAUACAUUCGUAAUACCAUACCUGUUCUAUUCAUUUAUAUUAUUACGACUUCCUUGCAUUGAAAACUCUCAAAUUUCAAGAAAAACGCGCUAAAAUGAUCAAUAUUUCAUGCAAAAAAAGUUGUUUGAGAAACGUUGGAAAUUUUGAAGUUCAUAUAUUAAUAAAAAAACAUAUGUCAGCAGAAGAUGACAUAUUCCUCGCGGAAUCAUCGCCAAUAGCCGACCGUAGAACAUAGUAGAAAAUUACGAUAUGUGUACUAUAAGAACAAAAUAUGGAUAAAUACAUAUGUGUGACAUUUCUAAUCGGGGGUGGGGGGGGGGGGAUCUCCAGAGAAACGUCCAUAUGACGUUUCUCAUGGACAAAAUCGAUAUGUGAGGCUUCCCUUACUCGGACCGAUUCAGCUUUAAUUAAAUGAUAUUUGAAAAGUACGCUGUCUACGUCAUCUGAUGACAUCGUCAACUGACAACAUUCAUCAUUAACAUUCGGCAAAACAUGAAGUCAACCCGAUUAAUCGUUGUGUGCAAACGUAGCUUUAUAGUCUUUCACAGGUUGUUAAUAUUAAUAUGCUAUGUAGAACUAGUACGAAAGUUAUACUCUUAAUAGCUAUUUAUCUCGAACUUGAAAGAAAAGACUUUCCCAUAUGACUUCAAAAUCUUGGCUCAUUCCACUCCUGGCAGUACGCUAUAUUUUUGAGAUCAGUCAGAUGUCCAUCCACCAGCCAUGACACCUGCAUGCCCUCGAUGAACUUUUCAAUCCGCGAGCUUUUCUUUUCCCGGGUGUAAAUAGCCGAUCAGUGGGGCAAUCGUCAGAGUCUUUCAGCUCCGAGAUCGUGGGUUCGAUGGUCGCUGUGGACGCGCUCAUGACACUUAUGUGAAAAGAGUCAUUCGACGCUCCGUGAUGAGUCAUAAGGUGGCUGCCAGAGGCGCCCUUAGAAAGCCUUCAACACGAUGAAGUUGAGCAGCAUGCUUCGCAAUUCACCUUAGCUCUCAGCUGCAACUGCAAGUAGGGAUGAUUAGCACACACAAACAUAUCGCUACUAGCUACUAACCUCCACCAGUGCCCUGGCCUUCACCCUACGCGACAAGUAGUGAUGAAAUACAGCUUGAAAUUUAAACAAUUCGUAAUUUGUUGUUACAACAUUAAAUAUAACAAAUGUUGCUUCAUAGCGUGUAUUUUUGUGAAUUGCAGAACAGGGUAAAAACGCCGAGAAGAUGACGGAGAUUUUACAAGAACAGGUAAUUAAGUCCUUCAACAUCACAGCUCAAAGAAAAUUAAAUCUAGGUGAUGAAUUCCAGGUUUAUAGCUCCGUUCAGUCCUUGUGGUGUGGAAAAAUAGUUUUGUGGUAGUUACUUUUCAUGUAUUGGUAAUUCGUGCUAUGCAGUAUGCAAAUUGUUUUUUAUGCUUAUCCGAACUUGGCUGAACAAUUCUAUUCUGUUACUACCAAAACCGCGGACCUCUCUUGCCCAAAACAACGUGUUAUGUUUUCGUGUCAAACAUUCGGGAAAGCAAUGACAUUCCUAAUGUCGUGAAAUCAGACGUAUUCUCCAUCUAUAUAGAAGAACUAAUUUAGUCAGUGUAAUUUGUUCUCUUUCGUAACUUAUAUUCAUAAUGUUACUGAGAAAUACUUUUCUUUUCAAGGGUUUGAUAUUCCUCUCUCCACAACUAAAAGCUCAGUCCGAAUUAUUUAAACAAAUACAAAAUGAUCCUAAUGUCUCUUCCUUGUAUAAAUGGAUCAAGGUUAGUUUAGAUUUUUGUAAAAAUACUUUUGCUCUUUUCUUUUAAAUCCUUAACUUUAUUUUUUGAGCGACAUUUUGUUUUUGCCUUUUUAAUUUUAGGAUAACAUCGAUGUAAAACUUCAUUCCAGUCCAGAAUUUGCAAGUGUUUUAACCACAUGGUAUAUCCUGAAUCAAACUCUUUCUGUAUUUUCUCGUAUUUAAUAUGAUCGCACUUUCGAGAAUAAAAAUGAAAAAAAUUGGGCCUAAUAAGAUAUCUUUUAACGUUUUUAAAGGGGAAGUCAAGUCCGUUCUGCGCAUCGGUUCUGCGCAUAACAAUAGAGGGCCCUCUGAGGUAAACAUUGCCCAAAUUUUGAAUGUUUCGAAUUUUUCUGAACACAAACUCUAUUUCAUAUUCAUGUAGAAGCAUAACGAACCAAAAUGGUGUUAGAUUUUCAGACAGUACAUCAUAUUUAAAAAAAUACAGCAGUUCAAAAUGUAAACAAACCGUUUGUUUACAUUACGGACUUGACUUCCCCUUUAAGUGUUUUGAAGUAUGUUACCAUGACAACAAGUUUAGCUCCUAACGUUGAUCGUAAUCAACCGCUGGACAAAGAGAUUCAGGAUCAGGAGAAAUUAAUGAUGAAAAAUAUGAAGGUGAGAUUUAAAUUAUUUCAAGGCUUGCUCAUCUUUUAU
Molecule: messenger RNA, 3785 nt
Organism: Paramuricea clavata
Lineage: Eukaryota; Metazoa; Cnidaria; Anthozoa; Malacalcyonacea; Plexauridae
Source: the annotation of a GenBank genome assembly